Molecule: messenger RNA, 1404 nt
Organism: Rotaria socialis
Lineage: Eukaryota; Metazoa; Rotifera; Eurotatoria; Philodinida; Philodinidae
Source: the annotation of a GenBank genome assembly
AUGAAAUUAAUGGAAUUUUCAAGUCGAAUAACUGCCCUAACAGCUGAAGAAACUAAAUUGAAAAGUCUUCAUCGACGUUUAGAAAUGCGCAUAAAACGAUUUUUACAUCGUACGCAUAAUUCAAUAGUUAUACAAGAAAAACUACUUAAUAUAGAAAAAUGUUCAAAAAAUGAAUUACUUUUACGUCAGAGUUUGAUACAACAAGAAAAACCACCCAAAGACUAUAAACAAGUUUGGAGUCAUAUACAAUAUAUCGAAGCAGAUAAUAAAAAUCUUGAAAAAACUAUUGAUUCUCUUUGUACUAAAAUAAAAGAAAUAGAAAAAGAUUCAGAGCGAACUAGAAAAAUGCAUAAUAAGCAAGAUGAUACUGAACAAUAUAAUAAUAAAACAAAGUUAAGUCAAGCUGAAAAUCAGUUGCAUCGCAUGAAUCUUGAAUUAAGCAAAAUUUGUGCAAAUAAUGCUGAAUUACGUAUUAAUAUUAAACUUAUGUUAGAUGAACGUCGUGAAAUGAUUGAAGAAUAUAAUCGACUUCGUAUUGCCUUGCAAAAUGCAACUGAUGAAUCGCGUCGAUUAACUCACGAGUGUUCAGAAAGUUUUGCUAAUAGACGAAAUAUGCUUGCACGUAUGCGAGCUAUACGCGAUCAACAUGAACGUGAUGAAAAGAAAUUACUGAAUGAUAUUCGCGAACUUGAUCGAUUAUCUGAAAGUAAUUAUGCAUCGAAAAAUUUUAUUGUAAAAAAAUCCAAUGUACGCCAAGAACAAACUCGAUUGAAUGAACUAUUCUCUGGCAAACGUGCUCAAGGAGUAAAAAGUGCUUAUACAGCCAAUGAAUUUCGGCAUUUAUUUCGUAUUGGUUUUGAUCAAGAUUUUUUCAAAGAAAAAGUACUUAGUCGAGCUGUUGAAACUUUUAUUGGCGAACAAGAACAAGUAUUUACACUUUUUGAAUAUUUUGUAGAAUUAGUUAACGAACUUGAUCAUCUUCAUGAAGAUCUUGAUAAUAAACGAAAAUAUAUUUCAAAUCUAUUCUUGAAUGAUAAUAUUGAUACAAUUGUUAUCAAAGAUAUAUUUGCAACAUUAGAAUAUUCUGUAAAUAAAGCUAAUACGAAUGUUCAAUCACUUCACACAGCUAAACAAAAUCUUCGCAUAAUAUUAGACACUGCUUAUCAAUUGAUCAAUAAUUUAUUUCUUGAACUUAACUGUGAUCGAAAUAUUAUUCUAUCGCCGAACGAAUCAAUCAAUGAUCGAAAUAUUCUUUUCUAUUUAGCUACAAUUGAAAGUCGUGUCCAAGAAUUGUUAUUUACGUUAAAAACAAAUCGAAAGAGUGGAGGAACCCAUGGCUACACAGAUGAUACGACUAUAAGUUGGCGAAUAAUUCAUAGAAAUAUGGAUCAGUCAUAUAAUUAG